This is a messenger RNA of Megalops cyprinoides (Indo-Pacific tarpon), 1879 nucleotides long. Its product is annotated as transmembrane protein 52-like. The record is from RefSeq and is a predicted model, not a curated record. NCBI's taxonomy places the organism in Eukaryota, Metazoa, Chordata, Actinopteri, Elopiformes, Megalopidae. The coding region runs from base 89 to 805 and encodes 238 amino acids. The transcript is spliced from 5 exons.
GAACACAGCCGGGAGGGGACUAGGGAGUGAUGAUACUGACUUUCUUUACUACAUACGGUUGAAAGUUUUCGACCUAAAACUUAAGACAAUGAGCGCAAUGAGGAAUUUCGAAGUUGUGAUCACUUUAUUGCUUUUACUGGUAUCGUUUACUGUCGCCGAUGACGAUUGCGAAGAUGGCUGUCGCAAAGUAGACCUGUCAAAGCUGUGGUAUGUUUGGUUGAUACUUAUAUUCAUAUGCGCCUUGCUCGGUUGCGGAUUCAUCGGGAGCUGCGUCAAGAUAUGCUGUAGAUCAAAUAAGCCACAUGUUCCGACCUUCGAGGCCCAUCCCUUCGAAGUCACUGUCAUUGCCAUGGACAACCAAAGCACGAUACACAGCAUAAGCACAAUCUCCUCCUUCACUGUCUCGCACCCCCCUCAAAGUGGGCACUCCUUCGCCGGGCUGGUGAACGGCAGCUCCGCCCCUCCCCCCUACAACCUCUACGCCCUGGAGAGCCCACCGCUGUACGACGAGGCCCUGGCCAUGCCCGCCAACACAGGGUACCCCUCCCUGGGCUUCGGCAGAGAGUGUCACCUGCACCCCAGCACCACCGGGGAGGAGGUGACAUGGGUCACCGAGGAGCACCCAGAGCAGGACGACCGUCUCGGGGAUGCCCCCGACAUCACCGCGACGUACGAGGAGGAGCCGCCGGCGUACCAGCUGUACGGCACCAUAGAGGAAGAAGAGCUCAGCGAGGUGGAGCUGGAGGAACCAGACCCCACGCAGAGCGACGCCCCUGACGCCAAGAGCCCCGGGGAGAACCCGUGAACGAGGACGCGGUUUGUGGCGCGUAGAGGCACGGCCGAACCCGGGACAGGCGCUGCCCUGGAAGCACAGCUGGCCGCACGUGCUUCGUAAGAGCGGAGGAGGGAGAGGGGACCAGACCCAGACGGAAAGGCAAACACACGCGCGCUCGCGCAAUCUCAGCCUGGGUGUGUCCGCCAGCGAGAACCAACGUCCUUCAUUAACCCUGAGUUUCAACACAGGCUGGUAGUUCUGGCUCUGAUAAGACACUGUGUAGCUGUUUACAGUCAUGGUGGCUUGAGACUCCCGUGACCAAGGUUGUGCUUGGGUAAAAAACAGAGGAAGGGGAGAGGGCCUCCCGCUCCGUGCAUGCGAAACCCACAUGCUCACAUUCAGAGCAGGGGGGCCUUUAUGCACCCUCUGCCCUCUUUUGUCGGUCAAGUCCAACAAGGGACGAAUCUCAGAAGCCAUUCGCUGGGGGGGAGGUUUUCAUGAGUCACCUGUGUUUCAAUCUCCUGUUGCUCUUGUUCCUUUUACAGAUAGUAUUUAUGGGUGUUGCUCAUUAAUGUAAAAGUACUGAAAACCCCCCAUCCUUAUCAAAUUAAGGUUUGGUUUAAUGUGCUUAUCUGCAAUAAUCUCCAGAACCUAUUGUUGCGUUUUGCAGGACAAAGAUAUGUGAAUAUGUAUCAGUAUGUACACAGGUAUUGCUAGAGAAAAGAUGUGGCUGGCAUAGGUUUGCGAUUUAAAAGCAAUAUGAUCAUGUGUGCAAUCGUUGCCAAUGAUGAACCAAUGUUGUCUGCUGACUGAAUUUCAUAUUGUAUACAUUUGUGCCCAGAUGCCAUCAUCUGUAUGUAUUGUGUUAUACUGUAUUUCAAGUCUCAAGUGUAUCUCACCAUGUCGUUUCUUAAUUUUAUGUUUUGGACUGUCAGUAUUGUCAAAAUAAUUAUUAUAGUUUCUGCUGGUUUACAGAACUUUAAUACAUUUUUCUACAUGAUCUUUUGUACCAAUACCAGCUCUGAUGUGCCCAUAUAAAAUGAUAAAAAUGUUUUUAAAAUGAUGAGCAAUGAAGGAUUAAAUUAUUUGGAUUAAAUUAUUUAU